AUUGCAGAUUGCAGCCACUGUUGCGAACAGCUGUUCUCAAAAGCUCACACGUCUGUGAAUUCAUCUCAUGAAGAAACAUCUGUAAAAAACUUUUGUGCGUUUUCUUCAUGGAAUUCUUUUCUAGAGUGCAAAAACAACUGUUUUUCUGUAAAUUUCGGUGUCAAACGCAAAGUAGAAAUUAAUAAAUUAUGUUUGUAGUUUGUAUGGAACAUCGAGGGUAAUUGUAGGAUUUUUGAGUGUUUUUUAUUUUAGUGUGUUAGUGCAGCUUUGAUGCAGCUUUGGUCGGCUACCGCUAGGGCAUAAAGAGAAUUCGGCCACGAAUGACAGAAUUGACAAUUAUUUCCAAUGGAAUGAGUAAUUCUAAAAAAUUAAAAUUGUGCGAAGAAAUUCUCCGUUUUGUUCCUUUCGACCAACGCGUUAUCACAGAAUUGAAUCAUUCGAAAAAAAACAAUGAAAACAAUGUAGUAUUGUUGCUGAAACUUUGACUUUUGACAUUAAAAUAUUUAGAGCGCAUGUGCGAGAAGUGCGCGAACAGGAUGCGCGUCAAUGUGCGGCACCCGAGUGACGUGGCUUGAAUGACGGCUGCACGAGUUGCGUGCUUUCGUUCUGUUCUGGAAGUAUAAUCAUCUUGAAAAUCAGAAUGAACGUAAAAUAGUACUAUUGUGACUGAAAUAAACAAAAAAGAUAACUGUUGUUUAUUUAACGUCGAAGGAAGUGGGGACUGGGAGGAUUUAGGAAAUUUCGUUCAAGGAACUUCGGCAUUAUGACAACGUACGAGGAUUUUAUUCAACAAAAUGAAGAUCGUGACGGUGUACGAUUUACCUGGAAUGUUUGGCCUUCCUCCCGCAUAGAAGCUACCAGACUUGUUGUACCACUGGGAACUUUGUAUCAACCGAUUAAAGAACGCCUUGAUCUUCCUCCCAUUCAAUACGAUCCGGUUCUCUGUACCAGAUCUACAUGUAGAGCUAUUCUCAAUCCACUCUGUCAGGUUGAUUACAGAGCUAAACUAUGGGUUUGCAACUUCUGCUUCCAAAGGAACCCUUUUCCACCUCAGUAUGCUGCAAUAUCGGAGCAGCAUCAGCCAGCCGAACUGAUCCCUAUGUUUUCAACUAUUGAAUAUACCAUUACUCGUGCUCAAUGUUUGCCACCUAUAUUCUUGUUGGUCGUGGACACUUGUAUGGACGAGGAGGAACUUGGAGCUUUGAAGGAUUCUCUCCAAAUGUCAUUGUCCUUGUUGCCACCUACCGCACUAAUAGGUUUGAUAACAUUUGGAAAGAUGGUACAAGUACACGAGCUCGGUUGUGAAGGAUGUAGCAAAAGUUACGUGUUUCGUGGUACAAAGGAUCUACAGCCUAAACAAGUUCAGGAUAUGUUGGGAAUCGGAAGACCAGUACCAGGUCAAAAUCCAAAUCAGCAGAGGGGCCCAACCGGUCAGCCAAUACCACCAGCUAAUCGAUUCCUUCAACCGGUUCACAAGUGCGAUAUGAGCUUGACCGAUUUACUUGGAGAGUUGCAACGCGAUCCUUGGCCCGUUGGUCCAGGCAAACGACCUCUGAGAUCGACUGGUGUUGCGCUAGCUGUUGCAACUGGGCUUUUAGAGGCUAGUUAUGCCAACACGGGUGCUAGAAUUAUGCUCUUUGUCGGGGGACCAUGUUCUCAAGGUCCUGGUCAAGUGGUAACAGACGAUCUUCGUCAGCCGAUAAGAUCCCAUCACGACAUUCACAAGGACAAUGCGAAACAUAUGAAGAAAGCGACGAAACAUUACGAUGGUUUGGCAGCUCGGGCUGCGACGAAUGGUCACAUAAUCGAUAUUUAUUCGUGCGCGCUCGAUCAAACUGGUCUUUUGGAAAUGCGACAAUGUUGCAAUUCCACCGGUGGUCACAUGGUCAUGGGAGAUUCCUUCAAUUCGUCGCUUUUCAAGCAAACUUUCCAACGUGUAUUCACCAAGGAUCCGAAACGAGAUUUGAAAAUGGCAUUCAAUGCGACACUCGAAAUAAAAACUUCAAGAGAAAUCAAAGUUUCCGGUGCCAUUGGCCCAUGCGUUUCACUUGGGGUUAAAGGACCCUGCGUGGGUGAACAGGAAGUUGGACUUGGAGGCACUUGCCAAUGGAAAUUCUGUUCCCUCACACCUUCAACGACGACCGCUAUUUUCUUCGAAGUUGUUAAUCAACACGCCGCUCCAAUUCCGCAAGGAGGCCGAGGUUGCAUACAAUUUAUUACACAGUAUCAACACAGCAGCGGACAACGAAGAAUUCGCGUUACAACUGUUGCUCGGAAUUGGGCGGAUGCUUCGAUAUCUCUACAGCACAUCAGCGCAGGAUUUGAUCAGGAAGCUGCAGCGGUUCUAAUGUCGCGGUCGGCAGUUUUUCGUGCUGAAAGUGACGAUGGACCGGACGUACUUCGAUGGGUCGAUAGAAUGCUCAUUAGACUGUGUCAAAAAUUCGGGGAGUACACGAAGGACGAUCCAAACAGUUUUAGACUCGCUGAAAAUUUCUCACUUUAUCCUCAGUUCAUGUAUCAUCUGCGGAGAUCACAAUUUCUUCAAGUAUUCAACAAUUCCCCGGAUGAGACGAGUUUCUACAGGCAUAUGUUGAUACGCGAAGAUUUGACAAAUUCGUUGAUAAUGGUUCAACCGAUAUUGUAUAGCUACGGUUUCGGAGGUCCUCCCGAACCAGUGUUACUAGACACAUCGUCCAUACAGCCCGAUAGGAUUUUACUUAUGGAUACUUUCUUCCAAAUUCUCAUCUUUCAUGGCGAGACGAUAGCUCAAUGGCGUCAAUUGAAGUAUCAGGAUUUGCCAGAAUACGAUAACUUCCGUCAGCUUUUAGCGGCUCCGGUCGACGACGCAGCUGAAAUAUUAGCCGGCAGAUUUCCGGCCCCCCGUUACAUCGACACCGAACAAGGCGGUUCUCAGGCUCGAUUCUUGCUCAGUAAAGUAAACCCAAGUCAAACGCACAACAACAUGUAUGCGUACGGAACGGGGAUGCCGUUGCCCAACGGGGAAAGUGGAGCGCCCGUGUUGACCGACGACGUGAGUCUCCAAGUAUUCAUGGAGCACUUAAAAAAAUUAGCUGUAUCAUCUACAGCUUAGGCUAUAAAAUUACGUUAGCAAAAAAAAAUACGUUUGAAAAAACAUUUAUUGUGCGCUUUUAUAUUGUAAUGGAGGUAGUAUUGUAUAAAAAGAGAAAAAGGCAGAAAAAACGAUGUAUCGUAAUCGCGCAUUUGAGCACAACCGAUGGCAUUUCUUGUGAAGAAUACACAUGCGAAUAAAAUUACGAUACUAAGGAAUGAUGAAAAAAUUAUUAAAAAAAUCCAAUGUCAGAUCAACCGAGGACCUGGUACAUAUUCCGUUAAAAUAUAAAGAAGUAUAAAUAUUUUAAUUGUAAAUGGAUAUGAUAAAAUAUGAGAAAAUAAAACUAUUCGUAUGACCAAUUAA
Venturia canescens is the source of this 3436-nucleotide messenger RNA. It is a transcript of the gene Sec23, whose product is annotated as transport protein Sec23. NCBI's taxonomy places the organism in Eukaryota, Metazoa, Arthropoda, Insecta, Hymenoptera, Ichneumonidae. Gene Ontology annotation, biological process: intracellular protein transport; COPII-coated vesicle cargo loading; COPII-coated vesicle budding. Bases 764 to 3091 code for a protein of 775 amino acids. The transcript has 11 exons. Gene Ontology annotation, cellular component: endoplasmic reticulum exit site; COPII vesicle coat. Gene Ontology annotation, molecular function: GTPase activator activity; zinc ion binding. The record is from RefSeq and is a predicted model, not a curated record.